AUGCCCACCUCACCGACGGAUUUCCCGAUGACAGUACAGCUUUCCAGUCAGUUGCAGUUGCGCUUUGACGACGGAUUAAGUGACAUGACCAUCGGUCUUAUCGCUUCGCCUCGACUGCAAUCCACACUUGGCCGGAUUUUCGUGCAAUCGGCCCUCAAAGAGGCAGUUAAUGGCAUCAGCUCAGACUCGUACAGGUCGAGACAUCAGCGUUUGCGUAUCGGCUCUUCACAAUCGCGAUUAUGUCGACGUCAUGACGAGCAAAAUUACUCAUGA
Protopolystoma xenopodis is the source of this 273-nucleotide messenger RNA. Lineage: Eukaryota; Metazoa; Platyhelminthes; Monogenea; Polystomatidea; Polystomatidae. The record is from the annotation of a GenBank genome assembly.